Purpureocillium lilacinum is the source of this 2706-nucleotide messenger RNA. RefSeq lists its product as uncharacterized. Lineage: Eukaryota; Fungi; Ascomycota; Sordariomycetes; Hypocreales; Ophiocordycipitaceae. Gene Ontology annotation, biological process: very long-chain fatty acid catabolic process; fatty acid beta-oxidation; peroxisome organization. Gene Ontology annotation, molecular function: long-chain fatty acid transmembrane transporter activity; ATP binding; ATP hydrolysis activity. Gene Ontology annotation, cellular component: peroxisomal membrane. The record is from RefSeq and is a predicted model, not a curated record.
AUGGCGGCGCAAUCAAACCUGCGGGGGACGGCCGCAGAGGUCGCCAUCGCUGCCUUCACCGACAAGUGGAAGGCCUUCUUCAAGACCCGAUGGCGCAACACCUCGCGGGCCACGCGCGUCCUCGCGACCCUCCUCCUCACCCUCUCCAUCGUCGUCGGCGCCGAGGGCACGCGACGCCGCUGGAAGAGGCAGCAUGACGAGAGGGAGCAGGGCCGCAAGCUCGUCCGCACAAACUCGUGGCUGCACAACAAGGACGGCUCGCGGACCAUUUACGUCCCCUACAAGGAAGGCACCUCCAAGGUCAUCAUCAACACCACCAAGCCCCUCACCUUUGAGGCCCAUCGCCGGCUCUUCCUCAACCCGCCGCGGGUGUCCGGUCUCAGCCAUGGCACCGUCCCCUCGGCGCAGACCAAGCCUGGUCUCAACCUGGCCUUCUUGCACCAGUUCCUCAGCCUCAUGAGCAUCAUGAUCCCCCGCUGGUCCAGUAAGGAGGCCGGCUUGCUGCUCAGCCACGGCAUCUUCCUCAUGCUGCGGACGUAUCUCUCGCUUGUUGUCGCCCGCUUGGAUGGUGAGCUCGUCCGAGACCUGGUCGCCGGUAACGGCAAGGCGUUCAUCUGGGGCAUCCUCAAGUGGUGCGGUCUCGGCGGCUUCGCGUCGUACACUAAUGCCAUGAUCAAGUACCUCGAAUCCAAGGUAUCCAUCGCAUUCCGCACACGCCUGACGAGAUACAUCCAUGAUCUCUACCUCAACGACAACCUGAAUUACUACAAACUAUCCAACCUCGAUGGCGGCGUCGGCCACGGCGCUGAUCAGUUCAUCACCCAAGACCUGACCCUGUUCUGCGCGGCCGCCGCGAACCUGUACUCGUCGCUCGGCAAGCCCUUUGUCGACCUAUGCGUCUUCAACUUCCAGCUCUACCGAUCUCUGGGCCCCUUGGCGCUUUCUGGAUUAUUGAGCAACUACUUCCUGACAGCGAGCAUUCUGCGUCGUCUGUCGCCGCCCUUUGGCAAGCUCAAGGCCGUCGAAGGCCGCAAGGAGGGCGACUUCCGUGGCCUACACGCCCGUCUGAUUGCCAACGCCGAGGAGGUUGCUUUCUAUGGCGGCGCCGACAUGGAGAAGACGUUCCUAAACAAGGAGUACAAGUCUCUCAAGAGCUGGAUGGAGGGCAUCUACAUGCUCAAGAUCCGCUACAACAUCCUCGAGGAUUUCAUUCUCAAGUACAGCUGGAGCGCAUACGGCUACCUGCUCGCCUCCUUACCCGUCUUCUUGCCAGCUUGGGGCGGCGUUGGUGGAGCGGCGGAGAUGCUGGAAAGCGUUGCCAAGGGCGGCCGGGAGCGCAACCGAAUGAAGGACUUCAUCACCAACAAGCGGCUCAUGCUUUCGCUGGCCGACGCCGGCGGUCGCAUGAUGUACUCGAUCAAGGACCUGGCCGAGCUGGCUGGAUACACGAGCCGCGUGUACACGCUGAUAUCGACGCUCCACCGAGUCCAUGCCAAUGCGUACUACGUGCGUGGCGGUCAGAACGAACUCUACUCGCUGUCUGACGUUCAGGGCACCAUUCAGAAGGGUUUCGAUGGCGUACGAUUCGAGCAAGUGCCCGUGGUCGCUCCGGGGCUGUGGCCGCAAGGAGGAGAGGAGCUUACUGACUCACUGUCCAUGAUUGUCCGAAGCGGCGAGCACCUGCUGAUUUCCGGUCCCAACGGUGUCGGUAAGACUGCCGUUUCUCGCAUCCUCGCUGGGCUUUGGCCCGUGUACCGAGGACUCGUGAGUCGACCGAAGAGCAUCGGGCAGGACGGCAUCAUGUUCCUCCCGCAACGGCCGUACCUCAGCCCAGGCACUCUUCGCGACCAGGUCAUCUAUCCCGAUGGGCACGUCGACAUGAAGGAGAAGCGCAAGUCCGAGGACGAUCUGAAGAGGAUCCUCGAGGAGGCUAAGCUCGGCUACCUACCCGAUCGCGAGGGCGGCUGGGACACUCGAAAGGAGUGGAAGGAUGUGCUCAGCGGUGGCGAGAAGCAGCGCAUGCAGUUCGCCCGGCUGCUAUACCACGAGCCACAGUACGCCGUCAUCGACGAGGGCACGAGCGCUGUGUCCAGUGACGUCGAGGGCCUGCUCUACGAAACGUGCAAAGAAAAGGGAAUCACCCUGAUUACGAUCUCGACGCGCGCCUCGCUCAAGAAAUAUCACACGUACAACCUCGUUCUCGGCAUGGGCGACCAAGGCGACGAGUGGGAGUUUGAGCGCAUCGGCACGGAGCGGGAGAAGCUGCAGGUGGAGAAGGAACUGCAGGAGCUCCGCGAGCGCCUCGCCCAGGUCGACGAGUGGAAGAAGCGCCGCGACGACAUUGAGCAAGAGCUAGCGGCCGUGUGGACAGACAAGGGCGUGUCUUUGGAGGCACCCGACUACGUGGACGUUGCGGGAGAGCAGCAAGAGAAGUCGGAAGAGCGAGGCGACGAUGUUGGCGGGGAAGAGGAGCUUGUCAGCGCCGGUACCGAGGCGGCUGAUGAGCAUGAGGAGGCGGCGGAGGACGUGAUGGAGAAGGCCGAGGAGGCAGAGGAGGUGGCGGAGGAAGCCGAGGAGACAGAGGAGGACGAGGAGGAAGCCGAGGUGGAGGCAGAGGUUGAGGAGGAUGAGGAGGCAGAGGAGAUCAACGCAGCCGUCUCCUCGACGGCAGAGGACUCCGAUGGACAUCGGGAAGCAAGCGCAUAA